AACCGCUCCAUCGUUCGAUGUAUCAAGUACCCUGAAUAUUAUAAGAAAUUUGGAGUAAACAUGCAAGCUGGUGUGUUGCUGUUUGGACCUCCGGGCUGUGGGAAAACACUAAUAGCAAAAGCAGUUGCACACGACGCAGGGGCUAAUUUUAUUCAUAUUAAGGGUCCUGAAGGAUUGAACAAGUAUGUUGGGGAGAGUGAAGCAUAUAUAAGGAGGACAUUCGCCCGUGCACGACUCAACUCCCCGUGCAUUUUAUUUUUUGACGAGAUAGAUGCUUUGACAACAAAAAGAGGUAUGGAGGGAGCAUGGGUUGUUGAACGUCUCCUAAACCAGUUACUUAUUGAACUUGAUGGUGCUGAUCAGCGUGAAGGUGUUUAUGUUAUUGGAGCUACAAAUAGAAUUGAUGUGAUAGAUGAUGCUCUUCUACGGCCUGGUAGAUUGGGGCAGAAGUAUUUUGUACUUUUGCCCAGUGCUAAUGAGCGGCAUUCGAUAUUAAAAGCCCUAAUAUGUUCUCAGAGAAAACCUGUAUCCUGCACUGUUGAUUUGGAUGCAUUUGCACGUCGUGAGGAGUGCAACAAUCUCUCUGGCGCUGACCUAGCAUCGCUGGUGGACGAAGCAGCCAAGGAAGCUUUGGAUGAGAGUUUGGAACUCCUGGAGAAUGGGGCAUUAUCAAUAAGUUCACUGUGUUCAGUUGCUUCGAUUGAAUUAUCGCACUUUGAGCAAGCUCUGUCUAAAAUAAAGCCGUCGGUGUCAGAACAGCAAAGGAAGCACUACGAGGCCUUGUCACAGAAAUACUCGGCAAUGUAA
Triticum urartu is the source of this 807-nucleotide messenger RNA. NCBI's taxonomy places the organism in Eukaryota, Viridiplantae, Streptophyta, Magnoliopsida, Poales, Poaceae. The record is from RefSeq and is a predicted model, not a curated record.